GUCACCCAUCCCUACCACCGCCGGGUGACGACAUCCCAUGCGUCACCCCUGGACUUCAGCAUCUAAACGCGACCAAAAAGUCCCGUCACCGAAUUCCAAAUCUAAAAGUCUUUUUUUUUUUUUUUGUCCCUAAUUGCUGGCUGUUCGAGGAGCUCCAUCAGUAGCCAGUAGGUAGAUUGGUUGAUGUUGUUGAAGGAAUAGAUUUAGGUGUGUUUGGGGUUCUGGAUUGGAAUGGAUGCUUUAUGAACGGAGGUUUGCCGAAAAGAUCGAUUCCUGGAAGCAUCGGAUGCGGCAAAAUGACUUUUUUCGAUUGAAGUCGAGGAAUAGCUUAGCUUGGCAAUGGGAUUCUAGGUUUUUUUUUUUUUUUAAUAUAUAUAUAAUUUCAUUUUCUUUUGUUGGAGUGUCACCGAGUCAUGGCCAAUCUGGCGGAGCCCUCGUCUUCUCCGAGCUCCACCUCCUCGUCCAACCUGUUUAAUGACUCCAGCGUCUCCACCGCUCCUCCGCCGGCCGCCAAAGCGGGGGCCAGCCUCGAGGUCGUUAGCCUCAGCAAGCUGAGCUCCAAUCUUGAGCGCCUUCUCGUGGACUCCGAAUUCGACUGCAGCGAUGCCGAGGUCGUCGUCGAGGGCGCCCCGGUCGGCAUCCACCGAUGCAUCCUGGCGGCAAGGAGCCGGUUCUUCCACGACCUCUUCUCCCGUGGCGGCGGUCGAUAUCGGCCGGAGGGAGGGAAGCCAAGGUACCAGAUGGGUGAAUUGGUGCCUUGCGGCCGGGUCGGGUAUGAGGCCUUCAUCAACUUCUUGAGCUAUAUUUACACCGGGAAGCUGAAGCCAGCUCCGCAGGAGGCAUCGGUGUGUGCGGAUCCGAUGUGCGCUCAUGAUGCCUGCCGGCCUGCGGUCAAUUUCGCGGUGGAGUUGAUGUAUGCAUCGUCUGUGUUUCAGAUUCCAGAGCUGGUCUCUCUUUUACAGCGGCGCCUUCUCAACUUUGUUGAGAAGGCUCUUGUGGAAGAUGUAAUUCCUAUCCUCCUGGUUGCCUUCCACUCACAUCUUAAUCAGUUGCUUGGUCACUGUAUGAAAAGAGUGGCAAGAUCCUAUCUUGACAAUAUCUCUCUCGAGAAGGAGCUGCCACAUGAUGUUGCUGAGGAGAUUAAAUUGAUCCGCCACAAAGCCCAGCCUGACGAACCUAAUUCCUUGACUGUUGACCCUGUCCUUGAGAAAAGAAUAAGAGGAAUCCACAAGGCUCUGGAUUCUGAUGAUGUUGAACUUGUAAAGUUGCUUCUUAGCGAGUCGGAUAUCACUUUAGAUGAUGCCAAUGCUCUACACUAUGCAGCUGCCUACUGUGAUUCCAAAGUUGUGGCAGAGUUGUUGGAACUGGGGUCAGCUAAUGUGAAUCUAAAGAACGAUAGAGGAUAUACACCCCUCCAUGUGGCUGCCAUGCGAAAGGAGCCAGCUGUCAUUGUGUCUCUUCUCACCAAAGGAGCAUCUGCAUCAGAAACAACAGCUGAUGGGCAGAGUGCUGCUAUGAUUUGUAGGAGGCUAACCAGGGCCAAAGACUACAACACAAAGACUCAGCAGGGUCAUGAGUCAAAUAAAGACCGGAUAUGCAUCGAUAUUCUGGAGAGAGAGAUGAGGAGGAAUCCCAUGGGUGGUGAAGACUCAGUCAUGUUACCAUUAUUGGCUGAUGACCUUCACAUGAAGCUUCUGUACCUGGAAAACAGAGUUGUAUUUGCAAGAUUAUUUUUCCCUACUGAAGCCAAGGUAGCCAUGGAAAUCACACAAGCAGAGACAACAUCAGAAUUCACAGGGCAUUUGGCAUCAAGGAGCUCGAGUAACCUGAGGGAGGUAGAUCUGAAUGAGACACCAAUAAUGCAAAACAAGCGACUAUGUUCAAGGGUUGAUGCCCUUGCUAAAACAGUGGAGCUGGGCAGGUGCUUUUUUCCACACUGUUCUCAAGUGCUGGAUAAGUUUAUCGAAGAAGAUUUGCCUGAUCUGCUCUACCUCCAGAAGGGAACACCUGAUGAGCAAAAGAUCAAGCAGAGGCGCUUCUGUGAGCUCAAAGAGGAUGUUCAGAAGGCUUUCAACAAGGACAAGGCUGCGAGUGUGCGCUCAUGGCUGUCUUCUUCUUCUUCAUCAUCCUCGCUGAAGGGUCAUACAAGGCAUUCCAAGGCUGUAAGAUAAUGAAGUUGUAGGGUUCUUAUGGUACAUGUACUGUAGAUGUUCAGAAGAUAUAGAAGGCACAUAUACAAAAUAUUUUUUGACUCGAGAGGGUAUUAGCUUCCUGAAAUCUUUUUUUGAUGAAAAUAGCUUUCUGAAAUCUAAACCAUCAGGAGAGGCUGCAUGUCAGAGUAGAUGCUUCUUUUCAUGCUGCGAAAAGAUCUCCUCGAGCAUUUCUUUCUUGCUUCUUUUUUUGGCCUUCAAAUGACAUUGUUAUUAAUUAUUUUGAUACCAGAACUGGAGACAUGCUUCCCAACUAAUAAUGGCAUUGGAUGAUAUCACAUAAUUCUAUAAUAAGUUCAUGCACUGUGAUACCACUGGUUGUAAGUGAUAUAGAAUCCAAUCAUAAGCUUACAUCUGUAGUUCUCUUACCCUCUCCCAUCUCAUUUAAUAUGAUUUUUUAUUGUUAUAUUCUUGAGCCUCCUUGGCUGUUCGUCUUUUUAAAGGAACAUGUUUUCCUUCUUUAUUUGCAGGCAGGUGUGGGCAAAGGCCUCUUUGAAAUAGUUUAAGGUGGCCAAUUGCCUGUGGGCUAUCUGGUGCUUUGGUUUUCAAAGGAUGGAGAUUGGUGGGUAAGUAUGUGAUGAUAUAGUAGCUCUUUUUUCAUCCAUUGGUGUUUAUAGAAUAUGGAAUACUACCAAGCCGGCCCAUAGAUUUCUCCUACAGUUAGAAACUGAAGAGGAGAUGCUAUUCAUAGCGGGAAUGGGGUUUAUGUCGGAAUAAAAUCACAGUUUUGCUUCAACAAUUCAUGGAUACAUCAUGCAUGCUCCUGGUUUUUAAGCAAGAAUCUUCUUUUUGAUAGUUUCACAAUAAGAAUAAAAUCAAGCGAGACAAAAAUAAGGAGGAAUAUAAAGGGCACUAGAUUCUCCUGUAGGCAUAAAAAAUUCCUUCUCUCUUUUCCUCCGAAAGAUGGCAUACUGAUAUAAGGUAAAGAUAGGUAGUGAUUAUGAGAGAGAGUAAGGGCAAUUUGUGAGGUUAACUAAACUGCACUUCAGUUUAAUCCCACAAAAAAAUAUUUUCUUUUUUUGUUGUUGAUAUAUAUGAUAUAUAUAUAUAUAUAUAUAUUUCUUAGCAAACGAAUUAAGUCUCAGGAUAACCAAUAGGAUCACAUCUUUAUCCAUGUUUUUAAAUAUAGUUUGUUUUUUUAUUGAUAAUUUAUCUUAUUUUUUCUAAUUCGAUUCUAGAAUUUCAGUUGUUCUUAGAGCAAGACUGCAUUCAAAAGAGGUGAUAUUCUUCCUUAAUUCUGCCGGCAAAUUACCUGAUGUCACCAAUCCUUUAUAAUGGCAUUUCAAUAAUUUCACUAAUUUUUGCUUCAUGCACCUUUCUUGUCAAAGGAUACCGGCGAAGAUUGGGAGAGUAGAUCAUAUUCUUGAAUCAGAUUAUCUUGGCUCCUACGUGUGCAAAGGCAAGCAUUGGUUCAGGUUCUUUUUCUUUCCUUUUUUUUCCUGAAUCAUAACUUUAGAUGAAGACUCUUAUGAGAGAGAAAAAAUUUAAACCCACAGGAUCCUUCAGUUUAGACCAGAACAAGCACCACACAAACCCAUCCCAAUACAUUUGGGUUAGAGUUGAAUCAGGUUUAGUUCAGAUUCAAUGAAAGAAAAAGAAAUGUAUAUUAUUUAUUCCAUGUUCAAAAGGAAAACAAAUAGUUGCAUAUAUAACAAGUGAAGAGAAUGAGAAGGGAAAAAACAAUAUUUUUACAGGUUGUUACCACUAAUUUUGUGAACUAGGGCUGGCGUGAUUCAACUUUAAUUGGGCUUCUCAUCUAAAUGUUACUACUGGUAUUUUCAAUAAGGACUAGCCAAUACUUAUAAACUAUAGAUGGCAAUAGGGAGAGUGAUAGAGGGGUUAGAAAUUUGUAAAAUCUCAUGUUCCUUCAUUGAAUCAGGUCCGAUGGGACUAAGUGGGAUCAGGUCAUCUAAUGUUUGACUUACUUUAAACCCGGUCAAUGCGAGUUCAGAUCCAAUUUCAGUUCCAAGUUCUCAAGCAGAUCAUUUUCUGACCUAGACCCAAGUGUUGAAUCUUAAAGAUCAAGGUGAAUUGGUCCACAAUGACUAAUAACUUGUAGAUAACAUGUUCAGCAUUUCUUCCUUUUCUUUUCUAAUAUUCUUCCUCAUUGAAUGAGAAAAAAGAUUGGCAUGGGACGUUUAGCUUUCUUAAUUUUUUUUUAAAAUCCUUUUGUAUCCAAUUUUAUGUUUCUUUCCUACCAAGAAAUUCUGAAUACAAACAUGCAAGAAAAGUAAAAAUAUUUAAAAUAUGUAACUUCGAUUAGAAUGUGAUAGAUCUAUCUUGAGCUAACUCAAAGUUCAGAAAGAAUUUUAAUAAUUAUAAUUUUUUAAAAAAGAAAAAGCAAACAACAAAAUCAUAUGAGAUUGUCAACUUGUUCGGUUGAUAAAGUCACUAAAUAUUCAUAGCAGUGAUUUGAAUUGAAAUCUUGCAUUUGGCUAGUUUGGGUGAUCUACUUUUCUCUUAUACCGAGGAAAAAUUAUCAUCAAAGAAUACACAGCUUUCCAUGGCAAAUUUAAUAGUAAGCCAUGUUAGAAGUACGGUAGUGACUUUGAAUAUUUUCGCUGGGCCGAGAUCUUGAUUCCCGGGAGAGAAGAACAUCUAACCGGAAGAAAUAUUAUGUUGCUUUUAGUGAUAAUAUUUUUUUGAAUAAAUUGUGAUUUUUGAAAG
Molecule: messenger RNA, 4877 nt
Organism: Phoenix dactylifera (date palm)
Lineage: Eukaryota; Viridiplantae; Streptophyta; Magnoliopsida; Arecales; Arecaceae
Product: BTB/POZ domain and ankyrin repeat-containing protein NPR1-like
Biological process (GO): defense response to bacterium; regulation of salicylic acid mediated signaling pathway; defense response to fungus
Cellular component (GO): nucleus
Molecular function (GO): protein binding
Source: RefSeq, a predicted model, not a curated record